Molecule: messenger RNA, 3058 nt
Organism: Solenopsis invicta (red fire ant)
Lineage: Eukaryota; Metazoa; Arthropoda; Insecta; Hymenoptera; Formicidae
Exons: 4
Coding region: 875-1696 (273 amino acids)
Source: RefSeq, a predicted model, not a curated record
UACUGUUGUAAAAUUCUUUAAUACAACUAAUAUUUGCCCUUACUUUUCCUAUUUGAAUGUAUAACCAUUUAUAUUAAAAAAUUUUACAACAAUUGCAAAGCUGUAUUUUCCGUUGAACGCAAUCAAUUUUUGAUGAUAUGAACAGCGGCUCUAAAUCUUUAUAUGUUUGAAAUUGUGAAAUUAACAUUUAAUUAUUAUAUGUUAAAGAAGUUUUUCUAUUUUAUUUUUAUUCAUAAGGAAUUAAAUAUGUGAUUAAUUAUUUAAAAACAAUGUAUAAUUUUAAGUUGAUCUUUAUGAUUCAGAGAAUCUGUCAUAUGUAUUAUAGGCCUGCUUUUUAUUGCAGAAGUAGUGCACAUUCUGCGUUAAAAAUAAUAUUUAGAUCUAUGUUUGAAAUUUGAUUAAAGCAAAAAGAAAAAGCUAGUGCAGUCCAAUGCAGCAAUAAAAAACAAAUCUUACAUAUACUUAAUUUUCUGAUAAAAUACAAACGUUUUUUUUUUUUCAACACAAAUUGAACAAGAAUGCCUACUACGGUCGCAGCUAGGUCUUCGUGCUUGUAUUGUCUAUGGCUGCGGUCCGAUUCACGCUUACAGCGCUAUCAGCGCGCUCACGGUUGGUCCGAUUCACUUCCUGAGCGUUUUCUGCGAGCGAAGUGACAUAAUGAAUUUGUGACGUCACGCGCUCACGGUGACCAUGGUUCCGAGGUGGGUCAACAUAAGCGUUUGCGUCAUUUGUGCGGGAAAUAGUGUUUGAAUCACAGUCGACUGCUAUUACAGCCUGCAUUGUCAAUAUUUAUUUUGUGUUCCGAUUCUUCACGCAACAUAGAACUCAGUGCCUCUUUCUAAAAAUUAUAUUGUUCCUUUAACUUUCUUUAAAAAUGAAUGUACAAAAAAUCAAUCGUGUGCCUUUUUCAGUUUUUGUAGAAGAUAUUGGGAAAAUAUUUACGUUUCAAUUAACAGAAGUAGAAGCUGCAAGAGCAACUACAGAUAGUGUUUGUAUAUUAGACUUAGUUAAUAAAGAGUAUGCAAGGCAGAAGAAAACACAAAUUAGCAAGACCAAUGAGAGACAUGACCUUUGUAAUACAUUUAUGGAAAAAGAUUUAUCUUCUGUCCCGUGCUCAUCUAUCUCAGAGACUGUAUACUUACUCCUGGAGAAAUAUGAGGAACGAAUGAACGAAUUCUCUUCGGGAACAAAACGUCAUUCUAAAAUCUGGGAAAAUAUUGCAAGCAAGAUGAAUAAAGUUGAUCCAAAUAUUGCAGUAUCAGGACCACAAUGUCAGUCGAAAAUGAAUAGCAUGAUAAAAAUAUAUAGAAAAAUCAUAGAUCACAAUAAUAUAUCUGGAAAUAAUCGAAAGUCAUGGCAAUAUUUUGAGAGAAUGAAUGAAUUAUUUGGAAAAUCAGGAUGGGCAAAUCCGAAAGCAACAGCAUCAGAUUCUGGACCUUCAUCUCUUGCAAAUUCAACAGAUGAAAAUAGCAAUAUCAAGAAACCUGCCAUUAAGAAAUUAAAAUCUGAUAAACUUUUAGAUGAAUUUGUGAAACAAAUGAAAGAAGAUAGACAGGAGAGAGAGAAGAAAAAAGAGGAAAGGCAAUUAAUUAUAUUGCAAGAACUAAAAGAACAAAAAGAAAAGCAGCAUAAAGAGAAAAUGAAUAUAAUGAAAACAUUCUGCGAAGCUAUUUCAGGCAAAAAAUUAUUUGACUAACUAUUUUUACAUGAAAGAUUUGAGUUCCUAUAUUGUGUGCAAUUUUUAACUUUAUUGUAUUCAAAUUUUUUAUUUUUAGUCACUUUCUUCAUUUAUUUUCAUUUUAUAUUUUACGUAUUUCUUGCUACUUACCAUUGUACUUAUUGUGAUUUUAUUAAUUAUUCUGCGUUUUAAAAUAGAUAUGACAAUUGUGAUGUUGGUUUAAGCAUAAUAUCUAUGAACUUUAUUUUUUUUUAUGUAUGUUGUUUAAACAUAAUAUCUAUGUAUUUUAAUUUUUUUUUAUUUUUUAUGUAUUUUUAUGUUUAAGUAUAAAAGUAUACUAGGAUAGGUGCACACAACAAUAAAAAAUGUAAAGAUUGAUUCAAAUUAAUUUGCAUACAUUUAUUCAUUUUUAUAAAGAUUUAGUUGAUGAGAAAAUAGUUUAUAAGAGUUAAUACAUUAAAAAGAUUUUAUAAAUUACGCAAAUACACGUUCAUUAUCUCUCAUUACCAAAUUGUUCAUUAUUCUUUGUCGUUUUCUGUUGCCUUCAUUUGUUCUACCCGAUAUUAAUAUUCCGUGCUGGAUGUGUUGAUUUUGAUUUGGCACAUCAAUAUUAUUUAUAUCAAAUAAAUCAUUAUUUAUGAUACAAAUGUUAUGUAAGACUGCAGUUGCCAAUAUGUAUUCUGGUAUUUUUUCUAACUGGUAAUCAUGGGUAAACAAUCUAAAAUACUUCUCCAUCGCGCUUUCCAAACACCAAAGACCCUUUCAAUUGCCAUUCGAGCUGAUGAGUGACAAAAGUUGAAAUUCUUUUGUCUAAGGCUCAAAUGACCAUUGUCUUUAAACGGGACCAUCAUAUUGGUAUGUAUACCAUAUGCAGCAUCACCAACAAGAUGACUAUCAUUACAGAAAUAUUUUUCUGGAUUCUCAAAGUACCGAGCCACUGGAGAGAUUCUAAAAAUUCGUGCGUCAUGCACAGAGCCAGCAUUCCCAGCAAACAUGUUUGUAAAUAAUAAAUUUUGAGUACACACAGCCUGAAAAUAAAACAAAAUUUACAUUUACAGAUUACAUAUUCUACAGACUAUUAUAUUUAUUAAUUUCUCAUGAAACAUUACCUGCACAUGAAUUGAUGCGUAUCCUUUUCUAUUAAUGUAUGCUUGAUGAUUAUCAUCCCGAGGAGAUCGUAUUUCCACAUGAGUGCCAUCUAUGGCUCCUAUUACACGUGGAAAUACACUCACACGCUCAAAUGCUAUCAUUACUUCAGUAGCUUUUCUUCCUUGAGGCCACUGAAUAAUUUGAGGAGCUAAGGUGUGCAAGGCGUAUGUAACUCGUCUCAUAGCGCGAAUUGCCGUCGCCUUUCCCAAAUCAAAUUUCAUACACACAGAU